Molecule: messenger RNA, 4661 nt
Organism: Toxotes jaculatrix (banded archerfish)
Lineage: Eukaryota; Metazoa; Chordata; Actinopteri; Toxotidae
Exons: 24
Coding region: 228-4151 (1307 amino acids)
Biological process (GO): regulation of telomere maintenance via telomere lengthening; telomere capping
Cellular component (GO): shelterin complex
Molecular function (GO): telomeric repeat DNA binding
Source: RefSeq, a predicted model, not a curated record
CCUUUGUUCUGUCUCUCCUCCCAACGCGAGAAUAAAAACAAGAGCUUGUAAAUGAUUCCGGAAAAUCUGCGCUCGCAUUUUUUGUUUUGGAUCGGCGAUCUCUGAUGGACGCGUUGUUACACAGAAAUUAGCAGAAUUUAAUUAGGAGGCGUUAUAAUUUUUUUUUUCCUGAUCGCAACAACCGCAGGGGGACAUCUGUACGGUUUGUUUUUCCUGUCAGCUGCUAAAUGGAAAUAAAACGCGGAACUGAAUGUGGAAGCAGCCGAGGUAAUGAUCUUCCUGUCCGCUAUCUACGCCUCCUUGCCCCGCCCUUGCAGCUUCUGUCAGCUGCAAUGUGGCAAGUUGUGCAGCAGGGACUUGUAGAUCACUACGGGAUGCUGGAGGAGUUUGUUACCAUGGUGACGGAGCUUGUCCCAGAGCUGAUGAGCUACAGUCAGAGGGCUCAGCUCAUCCUGGGACUCAGGGCCAGGCUGGUUCUGGAGAUGUGUCGAGGUGAGGACCCAGCGGACAUGCAGACCAUUCAGCCACAUCUGGACAGAAUUAAAGCUCCUGUCAGCACUGCCAAGGAUCACCACGUAACCAUCAACCAGGUGGAAGAGUCUGAGGUUAACUUUGUGGAGCUGGUGCAUUCAUUACUGGAGGAUCCCUCUGAAAGAAAAUAUUUUUUCCAGGUGAGAAUCAGCACUCACUUCCUUUUCACGGAAGUCUUUCCUGUAUAUUUUGGGCCAAAGUAUGAUGUAGCACUUGAGAUGCUGGUGUGGGAGUUUAUAUCAAGGCUGGACGAGCUGCUGCCAGUUCCAGACUUCACACAGUUGGCAGCUUUGGCCGGAGACGCUCCGUCAUUCCUAGAGGACUGUUUACAAUCCUUUUUCCCACCAGAGGACAUGAAGGUUGUACUUGAACACCACAGAAACCUCGGUCACUUUGAAGAGAAAGAUCCAAGAUUAUUACCAAUGGAUGACUGCAUCCUCUCCUCCCUGUCGCUACCUCCUGGGACCAAAUCUGUCAUGAACACCACCUCCUGCUCACCUGCUCUCAAAGACUCAGCCUCUCCAGAGCACAAAGGACCUCUCGAUGCUCCCAUCGACGCAAGCGACCUGGAGAGGGCAGGCAGCUCUGAAACAAUCAGACAAAGACUCAAGGAGACAAGGGACUCUGGCAGUUGGCAGCUGCAGGUUAGGGGCGGGAACAUUUCUCAGGAGAGGAAAGUGCAAAACUCAAGUAGUACACCAUCAUGUGAUGAAACCAUAGACCUCACUACAGCUAAUGAGACUGCGGACACAGACUCAGCAGCCAGUGGGGACAGCCAAAGCUUGAGAGGAGUGAGGGUUCUCAGGAAGAGGAAGCUGAGCGGAGGUGUAGACAUUCCCACUAAGCAGCCUGCAGAGGCGUCAGCUUUCUUGGAUUCCUCAGUGGAUGAUGAGAAUUCAGGUGAAUCUCCUCUAAUCUCGAUAUGGGGAGAAUAUACAGACUCUCAGGAAAGUUCUUUCCCUGUUGUAACGGACACAAAAGUUCCCUGGUCCGACGAGGAGACACUCAAUCUGCUCGACAUUUGGGGGAAGGACUCGGUGCAGCGGGCUUUAAAGGGCUGCUUAAAAAACCGUCACAUAUUCACGCAAAUCGCACAGAAGAUGGCAGAGAGGGGCUACAUGAGGACAGUGGAGCAGUGCCAGACAAGGAUCAAACGACUAAAGAAAUGCUUCCGCCAGAACAACAAAGGACACUCCAGGCUUGAGUGUAAAUUUUACGAGCAGCUCGAGUGCGUCCUCAGCUCCUCAGCUCCUUCGGCUGUUCCUGAGGUCACCUACGAUGUUGAGGAGGUUGUAGAUGAAGAUGAUGAAGGUGAUGAGGACUUGCAGUUUCUCGGCCAAACAAGCAAUCUGGAAAUUGGAACUAGAAGCGUUCCAUGGACAGACAUGGAGACACUGGCCCUCAUCAAAACGUGGGGUGAAGACAAGAUGCAACAGGAGCUGAGAGGGAUGCACAGAACCGGACACAUUUUUUCCAUCAUAUCCAAAAAGAUGGCCGCCCAGGGCUUCUCCCGAACACCAGAGCAGUGCCAGACGAGGCUGAAAAGGCUGAAAGCAAGCUUCAGGCAGUGCUACCAAAACAACUUGAAAGGACAAGGGCAAGUUGAGUGCAAGUUUUACAAUGAACUGGGAAGAAUUUUAGUGAAGGACUUCCCUUCAGUGCCACAGCUGGAUGAAAUACCUGGAGAGUCUGAAGACAACGACUUUCCUGCCUACUCCCAUCAUGAGACUGAGUCUACUGUGGGCAUUCAAGAAGACAGGAAGAAAGUCCCCUGGUCCGACAAAGAGACAAUCAUCCUUCUGGAGAUCUGGGGAAACCCACAGGUCCAGCAGAGCCUGAGACGCUACCCACACAACGGUCACAUUUUCACUGAAAUAUCAGAGAAACUCAGCGCCAGUGGCUACUCCCGCACUGCAGAUCAAUGUCACACCAGGAUCAAACGGCUCAAAGCUAACUAUCGCCAGUGUCAAGAAAACAUGAGCUCAUCUGGGACUGAUAAAAUCGAUUUUAAAUUCUACGAUCUGCUGGAACAAAUCCUGGACAAGCAGCCGUCAACAUCUUCCACUGUGGUAACUGACUCCAUUGAAAUAUCAGAAGACUCCAAUGCUGAAUCACUGACUGAAACAGAUGGAGAGAUCAGCUUGUCAACAGAAAAACCAGCACCCAGCUCGUGGUCAGAUGAAGAGACCCUAGCGCUCAUUGAUAUUUGGGGCGAAGAAGAUGUUCAGAGGGCGCUGAGGGGUUUUAUCCAUAACGGACACGUUUAUGCCGACAUUUCGGAGAGAAUGCAGGACCUCGGCUACUCCAAAACCUCUGAGCAGUGCCGCUGGAAAGUCAAGUCCCUGAGGAACAACUUUCGACAGUGCUACGACAGAAAGAAAUGCGGAAGAAGAGUAGAUUAUAAAUUCUACGACCAGCUGGAGCAAAUACUGGGACAGGAAGCAGUUUCUAUUGAUGAGUAUGAUGAAAGAGAUGAACAAGCAGACCAGGAUGCAGUAGGUAUAGAUGGUGUGAACACAGUGUGGACGGAGCAGGAGACUGUCGCUCUCAUUGAGGUGUGGGCUUCAGAUGACGUGCAGCACAGCCUGAAAACCUGCGUCCGCAACGGCCACAUAUUCGCUGACAUAUCGGAGAAAAUGGCCGCGAUGGGAUACCUGAGGACAGCGGAGCAGUGCCACUCCCGGAUCAAAAGGUUGAAAAAGACUUACAGGCGUUACUGCAACAGCCAGAGAAGUGGAGGACGACCCGCAAUGUUUCGAUACUUCCAUCGCCUGGCUCCAGUGCUUGGUGACAACUCUUUGUUUGCUGAUGUGGACAGUACUGCUGCUGACGCCACCUCACAACCCUUUAUGGACAAGGAUCCUGACUUGUAUGAGCGGCCCUCGACCAGCCACCUCUUAGCCGACCUGAGCAGAAAGAUGCCCUGGUCAGACCAGGAGACUCGCACCCUGCUGGAGAUCUGGGGUGAAGACAGUGUCCAGCUCACCCUGAAGGGCUGCCUGAAGAACCGACACGUGUUUGAGUACAUCUCCGAGAAGAUGAACGACCAAGGAUUUAUAAGGACCUCGGAGCAGUGCUACACCCGCAUCAAGCGCCUCAAACAUGGCUUCCUCCAUGAAAAGGAGGACUUUAAGUUCUUCGCUGAGAUGGAGAACAUCUUCAGGAAGGAGUUGAAAGUAGACGGCUCAGUCGCUGACACACCAGUCACAGAUGAGCCGGACGACUGUGUACCUGAACUGAGCCAAAAGAAAGCUGCCUCAAGUAACCAGUGGGUGGCUGACAGCACAAAGCUGCCCUGGAGCGACGGGGAGACAGAGGCCCUCCUGGACAUUUGGGGGAGCGAGGAGAUCCAGGAGAACUUGAAGGGCUGCACCAAAAACAAACACAUCUUUAUCCAAAUCUCUCAGGUCAUGUCCAGCCAAGGCUACCUGCGCACUCCGGAACAGUGUCAGACCAGGAUAAAGAGGCUGAGGGCCAAUUUCAGACACUUCCUAGAAGGCAGAAAAGGGGAGAAGCAGGAGUGCAAGUUCUUUGAACAACUGGUGCACAUAUUUGGCAGCAAGUACAUAAUGAACUCUGAUCCACUGACUGACGAUACACCCGAUGUUGUAGAGUCAUGAAACCAUCCAUCGCCGAGACGACACAGCAGAAGCAGAUGGACAAAGAGAAACAAUUAGAGGAAAAAUAACAAGGACAUUAAUGCAGAAACUGUGAUAUUUAAUGCUGUGGUGUGCAGCUGUUUACAGAAGAGAGCCUGUCUGGGCUCACUGGAAUUUACAUCUGCCUCUGUAUAUACUUCAAAUACUUUUACAUUCUUCAGACACAAAGACCUACUUUAGGCUGUAAUGUACUGUGUGUGUGCGUGUGUGUUUGUUUCCCUCAACUAGAGUGUCUAUGUGAUUAUUAACAUUGGAGCCAUGCCACUAAAACCAGGAUGCUCAGGGCUUGAGGGACAAAAAUGACAUUUCUGAUCUUGACCUGGUGAAAGUCACAGAAAAUGCUGUGCUCUCGCAGAAAACAUUUUUUCUAAUAUUUAAAUAUUUUGUACUUAAACAUAAAACAAGUGAAUCAAAGCACAUGCAAAAAGAGAUAUACACACAAGGCCUCUGUCGCUGUAACCACAGCCUACA